Messenger RNA from Pogona vitticeps (central bearded dragon), 2501 nucleotides. It is a transcript of the gene NOBOX, whose product is annotated as NOBOX oogenesis homeobox. NCBI's taxonomy places the organism in Eukaryota, Metazoa, Chordata, Lepidosauria, Squamata, Agamidae. Gene Ontology annotation, molecular function: DNA-binding transcription factor activity, RNA polymerase II-specific; RNA polymerase II cis-regulatory region sequence-specific DNA binding. The record is from RefSeq and is a predicted model, not a curated record. Gene Ontology annotation, biological process: regulation of transcription by RNA polymerase II.
AGGGCGAGGAUGGAGCAGAGCUCGAGGCGCGAGCGGGGCGCCCCCCAGCAGGACGCGGCAAGCAAGGAAGAAUUUGAGGAGCAAGAAGGGAAGAGACUGAGGGGGCCAUUGUUGUGCUCAGAACAAUUUGCUCACAAUGAGAAACUUGUGAGUGAAGUUGGAAUCGGAAAUAAUAUGGUGUCUAUACACCAUACUGUUAUUAUAGAAGAUGAAUCUCAGAAAGCUUUGGAGAAAGGAGAGGACAUUGCAAAGGAAGAAGAGCAGAAUGUGCACUGUUCUACAGGCAGGCAACCUGAAUUACUUGCUCCACAGCCAUCAGUUUUGGAUUCUCAUCAGCUCAGUUUCACAAACAUAGGUAGGCACCUACCUACCCAUUUCAGUGAUAUGAACACUGAUCCCCCUGUUCCAGAUCCUGAACUGAACCAAGACGUUACUGGCCAGCCAAAGUCACAGGGGCAAGCAGAUAAAGAUGCCAUGAAAAAUCAGAGCAUUCUUGCAACAGGUUCUCUAAAAGCAUCUCCUUCUGCUCUUGGAGACCUGCAUCAACCAGAGCAAAUUCAGGGCAUGAAUCAGAAUCUAAGCCUGGGCCAUGUGACUCGUAGAUCAGCCAGGUGUGCAACAGUUAAUUGCACAGGUCUGCAGUCCUACAGGCUUUCUUCACUCCAGGUUUCCAAGAGUGAGCCAGACAGCACCAAAGAAAAGGAAAGUUCUCCAGAACCUCCAGAGGAACCUGCUCCACCUGCCCGGAAAAAGACACGUACAUUCUACAGUGCUGAACAGUUAGAUGAGCUGGAGAGAAUGUUCCAGGAAGACCAUUAUCCCGACAAUGAGAAACGCCGGGAAAUUGCUGCCACUGUAGGUGUUACACCACAGCGGGUUAUGGUCUGGUUCCAGAAUCGCAGAGCCAAAUGGAGAAAAAUAGAAAAACUGACAGUGAAGGAAAACAAGAAGUGUUCAGCUGGAGCAUCAACUUUGUCAGUAGUCCCUCAACAAAGCUCUCAAGGGGCAAUGCUGCAAACUGUGCCCCAGUUGUCUGACCCUAUGAAUGAUCAGCCUGCUACACUCAUGGUGGGCACAGCAACUGUCAACUAUUCUAGCAUAUUGACAGGGCAGCCUGCAUCCCUGGUCUCCACAUCAGUUGCCUCAGUUACUGGCAGGACAACCCCAUAUGAAUCUGUCCAGACAAAGCCCGUGCCCCAGGGCACCUUCUCUUCUCUUAAGGAAGAAAUAUUUCCUGGCAUUCCAAGUCCUCCACCCAUCCGUAGAGCUAGUUUGCCUCUCAAUGUGGCGAUAAACCAAAACAAUCCAAUUGUUCCAUUGAUGUUGGAUAGUCCCAGCAGUGAAUAUAGCCCAGCCAGCCAGGAAAGCAGCUCCAGUGAUACCUUCACCUACAGCAUCCAGAGCCAAAGUGUCAACUCUCCUGUGCAGUGCAGUUACUCUGAACAGCUGGAACCUACAGCCAACCUAGAGACAUCAUAUUAUCCCCCAGUAACUCAGCCUGGGGCACACCCAUUUAAACAGUACCCUCAGCACCAGAUGUCUCAAUUGCAGCACUUCCCAGUCCAUCUUACUGGCAACCUGUUGCCAAGUGUCCAUUUCACACCAGCUGCACCUAAUAAAUCCACCACAGCUUUUUUGUCCCUACCUGGCACUGGGGGACUUGUGACAUAUGGAACAGGAGAGGCUCCUCAAAGGUAUCUACAGAACCCCAUAGGAGGACAGAUCCUAAUACAGCCGGCAGCCAGCAGCUCAGGCUACAUCCCUGCAUUUCAAGCUCUGCCCUGGAAUGAGUUUUAUGUACAAGGAGCUCCAGUUGCCACUCAGCUUUGCUCACAGGUGCCAUUGUCCAGCUCAGAAGCAGGCUGUUACUCUGCAGAACAGCCACAGUAUGUCCAUAGCCAGAGUGUGCAGCCCAGCUCUUGUCUGCUUCAGCUGCCAAAAGCAGCAUUGCCAGGAUCUGCUCUGCUGUUCAGUGCCAAACAAAUGGCAACAGCAGCUCAAGAUUCAAGCCCAGAUCACCAGUCUCAGCCAGAGCCCAUGACAACACUUGAAGGGGCCUCUGAUGCUGAUAAUAUCCCCAGAGAUGAUGAAAAUAUUGCUGAUUUCCCUGAAGAUAGCAAGAACUGACUCAGUCUCCUCAUUUAAGAGCUCUAGAAAGACAAAAAGAUAUGGCAUUUUAAUUUUUUUAAAUAUCUUCCUGGAAAUAGACAGAUGAAAGAUUUAUACUUUGAAGUUAAGUGCCCUAAAGGACUGAAGAAGAGAGAAAAUAACGUUGUGUUCUUGUUACAAUGACUAGUUCUAUUAUUGUUACCUGUUACUUAUUUAUUAAUAUUGUUGCCUGCUGAGGAAAGAAGCAGCGAAAUUUCAGUCAAUAAACAAAAUCUAGUUUUUUGUUUUUUGUGUAGAAAAAUAUUGUUCUUAAUACGUCCUGUUGCCCUCAGAUACCAGGUAGCCGGGAUUCUCAUAGUGGUUGUAACCAUGUUACUUACAUGUGAUUUAUU